Messenger RNA from Haliotis rufescens (red abalone), 585 nucleotides. RefSeq lists its product as uncharacterized. Bases 117 to 506 code for a protein of 129 amino acids. NCBI's taxonomy places the organism in Eukaryota, Metazoa, Mollusca, Gastropoda, Lepetellida, Haliotidae. The record is from RefSeq and is a predicted model, not a curated record. The transcript has 3 exons.
CAGAAAAUAACUUUUCGUGUAUCGUAUCGUCGCAUGAGAACUCACUGUGCACCAUAUAUUUAAGGUAUUCCAAGUUGUGAUCAAAAGGAUAUCAUUUGUGGCAAUUAUUCCGGGACAUGCAAGCUACGGAAAGCAACGAGACGCGGCGAUCGCUGAUGGAUCUCCAUGGAGACCGUUGCUACUUCCGUUAUUCACAAACGACGCCAUUUUGGUUGUUGCUGCUGCACUUUGUUUCCACGUCUGUGUUUGCAUUUUGCUCAUUAUCCCGCACGUAUCGCACGUUCUUCACGAUGUAUGCCACUGUUGCUUUGGUUUAUCAUCAAGCUCAGGACGAUCUCCACAGGUUUAGGACCUACCAGGCCCCCGUCUCCCAAACGACUCUUCCUGUCCCUGAUCCUUUCAGAUAUAUCAAUUGUUGGAGGGAUACGGACAAGUACCGGAUUCCAGAGCCACGUUGUGACAGACAAUGCCGAACGACUGAUGUUUCCAGUACAGUUGACAGCUAGUAUCGUGUCCGCGAUCUCGAGACUUUGUACAAACUUUUCAGUUCAGUGAUUAAUUAAUAAACUCGUUAUUGAACUUAAA